Metarhizium album ARSEF 1941 is the source of this 1239-nucleotide messenger RNA. RefSeq lists its product as uncharacterized. The transcript has a single exon. Lineage: Eukaryota; Fungi; Ascomycota; Sordariomycetes; Hypocreales; Clavicipitaceae. The coding region runs from base 1 to 1239 and encodes 412 amino acids. The record is from RefSeq and is a predicted model, not a curated record.
AUGUCUUUGCCCGUCGCUUUCCAGUCGGCCGUCUUCUACUUCCUUGCCUGCACACCAUGCGCAAAAGUUCGUCAUCGACAAAAAGCCAAGGCCCAGGCGAGGAAAGAGAGGGAGGACAGGGCCAAGUUGGUGGCGGAACAGCCCGGCUUGUACCGGCAUCCUUCGCCGUUCAACACGAAUCCCUACUGGCAGGAGGAAAUCAGCAUGGGUCCGAGUUUGCCCAAAAAGUCCGUGAGCAAGAAUUCCAGUCAACGUGGUUUGACUAGCAGCUCAGGGCGGGACAGUGUGACACCUAGCAUGUCUGAACACACAAACAUUGGUGACAGUCGAACGCGUUUCAGUGACAGUAUGACGGCCAUGCCGCCAGAUGACACUUUGUCCGGGGAUUGGAACCGGCGACGAGGUUAUCAACGCGAAGACGAGGAACUUUGGGGACAGUUGACCGACCCGGGAUAUGUCGGAUCAGGACACAAGUUGAUGGACGCCUUCUCAAAAGCUCGCGACUCCGCGGGGAGAUUAAUCGAGUCUACCUUGGGAAUCGAAAAGGAAGUGACGGAACAGGAACGCCGCGACUUUUAUCUAACCCCCAAGAACCCACCGGUGAAUGAUUAUCACCCACCCGUGGUCAGCAGCAGACCUCCUCACAGGGAUGCCCGUAAAUGGAUGCUGCAGCCGCCUCCGCCGGCCAAGAUAAUGGAAGGUAAAGUUCCUGUCUUGCGUGCCGUCAGCUCCGGAAGCAAGUCGAGUGGCGGGACAUUGAUAGGAGACGACGGCAGCUUGGGUCGCAAGUUGCACGAGAAGAUGGCCAAGGAGAGGAGGACAAGGAAGGAGAGCAACCCAACUGAGGUCGAACUUAUCGAGUCUCUCUUCAUCACCCGCAGCAAUCUGUCAGUAGGCCAUACCCGGAGUCGCAGCCUGUCCUUCAACGGGUCGGACGAUUCCAUUGACAAGCCGUCCGAGCGACGCCGCAGUCGUCGACGUGUGCCUGUGGCGGUGCCUCCCGGGAUCGAAUCUGACGCCGAUGCGGACACUGUUCCGCCACUGCAGAUAUCAAAAACGUUUAGUCACACCAGCAGCGCCAUGGGACAUGUUGCCCAGAGACCCAAGCUGGAAACAAUACACAGCACAGACGGGAGUGGGGGCUCUCGCACGCUGUCAAAAAAGUCAAGGCGACAAAAGUCUGCCAGAACUAAGGCCAACGUCUGGGUAGAUUCUCCAGUGGGAGAUGACACAGACUAG